Molecule: messenger RNA, 1847 nt
Organism: Phragmites australis (common reed)
Lineage: Eukaryota; Viridiplantae; Streptophyta; Magnoliopsida; Poales; Poaceae
Product: WRKY transcription factor WRKY51-like
Exons: 3
Coding region: 88-990 (300 amino acids)
Biological process (GO): regulation of DNA-templated transcription
Molecular function (GO): sequence-specific DNA binding; DNA-binding transcription factor activity
Source: RefSeq, a predicted model, not a curated record
CUCCUUCCCCACCUCCACCCCCCUACCCAAACCCAGAGCCCAACCUGAGCCAAGAUCUGCGCGGACACCGGCGAAACUCCGGCGACCAUGGCCGUGGACCUCAUGAACUGCUACGCCCCUCGCCGCGCCAACGACCAGCUCGCCAUCCAGGAGGCGGCGGCGGCUGGCCUCAGCAGCCUGGAGCUCCUGGUGUCGUCCCUGUCCUCCCAGGCCACCGCGCCCCACAAGGCCCCGCAGCAGCAGCAGCAGCAGCCGUUCGGCGAGAUCGCUGACCAGGCCGUCUCCAAGUUCCGCAAGGUCAUCUCCAUCCUCGACCGCACCGGCCACGCCCGCUUCCGCCGCGGACCCGUCGAGUCGCCGCCGGCCCCUCAUGUAGUUGCUGCUCCUGCUCCGCCUGUCGCACCUGUCAGUGUCGCGCAGCCGGCGCCGACCUCGCAGCCGCAGAGCCUGACGCUGGACUUCACCAAGCCGAACCUGACCAUGUCGGCCGCGACGUCCGUGACCUCCACGUCGUUCUUCUCGUCCGUGACCGCCGGCGAGGGGAGCGUCUCCAAGGGCCGCAGCCUGCUCUCCGCUGGGAAGCCCCCGCUUUCCGGGCAUAAGCGGAAGCCGUGCGCCGGCGUGCACUCCGAGGCCACCGCCAACGGCAGCCGUUGCCACUGCUCCAAGAGAAGGAAGAACCGUGUGAAGAGGACUAUCCGAGUGCCGGCGAUCAGCUCCAAGAUCGCUGACAUCCCACCGGACGAGUACUCCUGGAGGAAGUACGGCCAGAAGCCCAUCAAAGGCUCCCCUUACCCACGGGGCUACUACAAGUGCAGCACGGUCCGAGGAUGCCCGGCGAGGAAGCACGUGGAGCGCGCCACCGACGACCCGGCGAUGCUCGUGGUGACCUACGAGGGAGAGCACCGCCACACGCCGGGAGUGGCCGCGCCGAGCCCCCUGGCCACAGCGUCGCCGCUGGCCGUCUCUGCUGGCAACGGGCAUGUCUAACUAGGAUUAGCUCACCCUUCGCCAACCCCCCCGGUUUUGAGAGUGGCUUCUCGAUCUGAUGUCCGUGUAAAAAAAGAAACAAGAUUGUAGAAAGAGGGAGAGGAGGCCUUGAUGCCAGAAACUUAUCUCCGAUUCGUGCUGUAUGCUUCCAUUUUCUCUGCCUCUGAAUUCAUACAUAGUUCUAGAUUAGAAAAAAAUCAGAGGAAAACUGUGGCCUCUGGCCUUCAGAUCUGAGACCACACACAUGAUUUGCCGUGGUUGACACUUGACAGUACCGUUUAGAAAUUGCAACCGUCAGCGACAUUAAAAUUGCAACCGAUUUGGCAGGGGGCAGAUCUUCAUCUGGCGGCAGUGCUCUACUCCGCGCGGUUACAGUUUACCACGACGGGGUACGAAACAUUGACCCGAUUAAAGACGAUGCAGUGGUGCUGCCACAACAGCUCAUCCGCUCCCUAAAAAACAAGGAGGAAAAGCCAAGAAGUCGUACGCAGCCGCUUAAAUAAACAAGCGCAAUAAUGGCUCUCUUGUCGCUGCUGUGUGCAGAGGUCAAGGACUCAAGGGUGGGGUGGGUGGCAUCCAUUUGUUGGUGCCUUUACUUUUCUAUCCUCCCCUACACAAGUGGGCCCCGCGCGAUGGGCGCCCGGUCAAAGGUGACUGGUGAGGGGUCGCUUUCCUGGCUGCUCCCCGUAGUUGACCGCAUCCCCCCCUCUCUCUCGUCAUCGGAGCAGGAGUCCUGUAGAUUCAAGGGAGGACCUGUCGGAAUGCUGGAGAAUUCUUUUCUAAUAGAUGCUCAUAACGAAGAAAUUGAAACCGAUGUACCAUCCUCAAUUAUAUAUUUUUUAUUUCUUCUUUCUUAA